Messenger RNA from Thamnophis sirtalis, 208 nucleotides. The record is from RefSeq and is a predicted model, not a curated record. NCBI's taxonomy places the organism in Eukaryota, Metazoa, Chordata, Lepidosauria, Squamata, Natricidae.
GCGUCUCCUGUGCGGGCAGCGGAAGGAAGGGCCGUCGCGGAGGGAGGGGAGGCAGCGAGGGAGAAGAGCGGGCAUGAGCCAGAACGGAGGGGGGAACCCUUUCGAGGGAGACGCGGGGAAUCCCUUCCAGGAUCCGGGCAUAAUCCAGCACAGGCCAAAUACGGACUACGCUACCCUGGAUGUAUAUAAUCCUUUUGAUAGUUCGGGG